This is a messenger RNA of Fragaria vesca subsp. vesca, 1987 nucleotides long. Its product is annotated as dual specificity protein kinase shkC-like. Bases 221 to 1648 code for a protein of 475 amino acids. Gene Ontology annotation, molecular function: protein binding; ATP binding; protein kinase activity. Gene Ontology annotation, biological process: protein phosphorylation. Lineage: Eukaryota; Viridiplantae; Streptophyta; Magnoliopsida; Rosales; Rosaceae. The record is from RefSeq and is a predicted model, not a curated record. The transcript has 12 exons.
ACCCCCUCCUUCCAUUCUCUCUCUAUCGGCAUCGAGAGCUUCUCCCACUCCCAUUACAGCUCUCGAUCCGAACCCGUUACCAAAACAACGACGACAAGAGUGACGAUGAUGAUCAUCCACUGUCUCUAGCAUCACCACAAUCGUGUGGAACAACAGCAAGCGCAGCCAGCCAGCUGCUUGCGCUGCCUGCUGCCUGCCCGGACAAUCAGUCGUCGCCAAAAUGGAGAACAUCGCGGCGCAACUCAAGCGCGGCAUUUCCCGCCAGUUCUCCACCGGCUCCAUCCGCCGCAGCCUCAGCCGCCAGUUCAGCCGCCAAUCCUCCCUCGACCCCCGCCGCAACAACCUCCGCUUCAGCUUCGGCCGCCAGUCCUCUCUCGACCCCAUUCGCCGCUGCCCCAGCGAGGACGACGUCGAGCUCUCCGUGCCGGAGAAUCUCGACUCCACCAUGCAGUUGCUCUUCCUCGCCUGCCGCGGCGACGUCAGCGGAGUCGAGGACCUUCUCAAUCAAGGCAUUGACGUCAACAGCAUCGACUUGGACGGCCGCACGGCGCUGCACAUCGCCGCCUGCGAGGGCCACGUCGACGUUGCGAGGCUCUUGCUCACCCGCAAGGCCAACAUCGAUGCUCGCGAUCGCUGGGGCAGUACCGCAGCUGCUGAUGCCAAGUAUUAUGGGAAUACAGAUGUGUACAACAUUCUCAAGGCACGGGGAGCCAAAGUUCCGAAAACCAGGAAGACACCAAUGACUGUUGCAAAUCCUCGAGAAGUUCCAGAGUAUGAGCUCAAUCCAUUAGAGCUUCAAGUUCGGAAGAGUGAUGGAAUCACAAAGGGAACGUAUCAAGUGGCUAAGUGGAACGGUACAAAGGUUUCUGUAAAGAUACUAGACAAGGAAAGCUAUUCAGACCCUGAACGCAUAAACGCUUUCAACAAUGAAUUGACGUUGCUAGAGAAGGUUCGGCAUCCAAACGUUGUUCAGUUUGUUGGUGCUGUCACGCAGAAUAUACCCAUGAUGAUUGUUGUAGAAUAUCAUCCAAAAGGUGACUUAGGAAGCUAUCUUCAAAAGAAAGGACGAUUAUCUCCAUCAAAAGCACUGAGAUUUGCUGUUGACAUUGCAAGGGGCAUGAAUUAUCUUCAUGAAUGUAAACCAGACCCGAUUUUCCACUGUGACUUAAAGCCAAAAAAUAUUUUGCUCGAUAAUGGAGGUCAAUUGAAGAUAACUGGAUUCGGGUUGAUAAGGUUGUCAAUUAUUUCUCCUGACAAAGCAAAGCUGGCACAGCCUUGGGCAGACCAUGGUCAUUCAAGUCUCUAUGUGGCACCUGAGAUUUACAAAGAUGAAAUUUUUGACAGAAGUGUGGAUGUAUAUUCUUUCGGUCUCAUAUUAUAUGAGAUGAUUGAGGGUGUACAGCCAUUCCAUCCCAAGCCUAUUGAAGAGGCUUUGAGAAUGAUGUGUUUAGAAGGAAAAAGACCGCCAAUGAGAACUAAGUCAAAAAGUUAUCCUUCUGUACUAAAAGAGUUGAUUGAGGAAUGUUGGAAUCCAGAUCCUUAUGGCAGGCCAACAUUCUCUGAGAUAAUUAUACGGUUGGAUAAGAUAGUUGCAAACUGCACAAAGCAGGGAUGGUGGAAAGAUACUUUUAAGCUUCCAUGGAAAUAACAAGAGGAGACACUCAGUUCCAUCAGAACAAAGAGAGAAAAGUUUUGGGGUAGAUGGGGAUCCAUGUUGCAAUGUUGUACUAAUCACUGGAGAGGGGCUGGGACUCAUCAAUCGGGUCAGCAUAAAAGUUGAAUUAUCCCAUAUUUGAUGUUUGUGAAGGAGCUGGAACAGUUUCUUUCUUUGUAUCAUUAUCAUGUGUGAAGAAGCUUUCUUAAAGAUCACUUGUUUAAAUACACAGAUAAUAAUGUACACAACAUAAUAUCAUUGCAACACAAUGCGGCCCUAUAAACACCAUAUUUUGCAGUCAAAAAGAAUAAAUUCAUGCAUAAAUAUAACACG